This is a messenger RNA of Dunckerocampus dactyliophorus (ringed pipefish), 1160 nucleotides long. It is a transcript of the gene rwdd4, whose product is annotated as RWD domain containing 4. The record is from RefSeq and is a predicted model, not a curated record. Lineage: Eukaryota; Metazoa; Chordata; Actinopteri; Syngnathiformes; Syngnathidae. Gene Ontology annotation, molecular function: protein binding. Bases 169 to 789 code for a protein of 206 amino acids. The transcript has 7 exons.
ACAACGUUGACUGCGCAAUCGCCAGUACCAUGGUGGAGCUCGCUGUCAUACCUGAUGGAUUUCUGUUAAAUUGCUUUUUAAUGACCGACAUGGCUUGUUGGUAGCUGACAUUUCGCAAAUAUUCAUCUUUGGAAGCAGAGUACGUCACAGGGAAAGACGAGCGGGAUCAUGACAACAAACGAGGAUCAAGAGAUGGAGUUGGAGGCUCUUCGCUCCAUCUAUGAGGGCGAUGAGUGUUUUAAAGAGCUUAGUCCGGUUUCCUUUCAAUUACGGAUAGGAGACCUGGAGGACUCCAAAGCAUUCAUCCUGGACAUCACAUGGCCAGAGACAUACCCUGAGACCAGUCCACAAAUCUCCCUUGAUGGCUUUUUUAACAACAGACUCGCUCCAGAGACAAAGCAGCUCAUCCUUUCCAAGCUGGAGGAGCAGGUGGAGGCCAACCUGGGCACUGCAAUGAUGUACACACUGUUUGAGUGGGCCAAGGAGAACCAGGAAGCCCUGAUGGAGAACCACAGACCUGUAGUCACCGCUGUGACCUUAACGUCCAGCAGUGAGGUGACAACAACCUCGACGACUGCCAAAAAGAAGGAGAAGAGGGAGCAGCUGACCAAAGCUCAGAAGAGGAGGAUCAUCAGUCGAACAGAUCACAAAGGGGAACUACCCAGAGGAUGGAACUGGAUUGACGUUAUCAAACACGUAAGUGGACCAACAUCUGAAUUAAAACCGGAUAAGACUCGUUCACACUUCUGUUGUGUUGCGUUCUGUUGUUCCCUACUGUGUUGCAGCUGAGUAAAACAGGAGGCAAAGACGACGACUAAAGCCUGAGAGCUGCAGUCUCGCUGCUGUUUACAAGAAUCUUCUCACAAUAAACCGCAUCCACCUCCCAAACGUUGGACUCCAGGGAACCUUCUGUACUUCUGAGCAUUAGUAAUGAAGUCAUGUGUCCACAAGAUUGCUUUCUUGCUCAAACGUCUGAGGCCAGAAGUUCUCCUUCUUGAACGUACCUGCUCUCACUGCGCCCUGAUCCCGCAAGGGUUGGAUUGGACUUACUGGCAACAUGGUCAUUUUAAAAAACAACAGUUUUACUCAGUUUACUAUUUUCUUAUAUUUCUGUUUGCCCUGAAACCAUUUUGUAUAUAAAUAAAAACAUUUUGGAAGUA